Molecule: messenger RNA, 894 nt
Organism: Rhodotorula toruloides NP11
Lineage: Eukaryota; Fungi; Basidiomycota; Microbotryomycetes; Sporidiobolales; Sporidiobolaceae
Exons: 9
Coding region: 1-894 (297 amino acids)
Source: RefSeq, a predicted model, not a curated record
AUGCCCAAGCGCGAACCUUACCUACGCCCCCAACUCGCCCACCACGUCUUGACCAAGUCAUUCGUCAGGUCGUGGGACGACGGCUCGCACGCUGCGCGACCGAGUUUGAUCGAGCUGAUGAAGGACCAGAAGGGCGAGGUGGACAAGGACGUGACGGAGGUGAGGAAGUGCAAGUAUGAGAUGGACAUGGUCGAAACUUCCGUCACCAAGCUGCGGGAGAUUGAUCAGAAGACCAACGGCUCUGUCUGGCCUGUCUGGCAGUGCUGGAACUUCAAGAACGAAAUAAAGCAGCUGCAGGACGAGAUGCGCCAUGCCAGAGACAACGAGAUGCAAGAGCUGGUUAAACAGCACCGUCUUGCCGAGCACAACUUGCACGAAUGGAGGGCGAUCCGGGACGAGCGGUUCGAGGGUCCGGCCGCGCGCAAGGUUGCGGACGAGAUAUGGCAGCAGGUUGAUCAUGCGUACGACGCGAGAUGGGUCGUCGUCAAGCUCCACCAGCAACGAGAGGGAGAGGCGGAAAGGUGCCGCGACGAAGCCAAGCGCAAACACUUGCUCACGCGACUCGCCACGAUUGCCAACGUUAUCCACUGGACAGAAUACAUCAUUGGCGACGCCGAGCACGAUCAUUCGUCAAUCUGGAAGCGGGUCAAUGGCGCGCCAUCCCGUACUCCUUCGCCUCCUCCCGGUCUUGCGGGCGAGCCGCAGCUGGCCGGCCACUCUAUCACCCUCUCUUACCGCCCGCACGAUAGCCUGCCGGAGGCGCCCGAGCCGCCGGCUGGUUCCGGGCUCGAGCGUCCGCCUUCGCGUCACGGACGGCAUGAAGAGGCUGAGAGCGCAUUGGGCAAGGCGGGACGGUACAGGAUGAGGAGGAGGUAUUUUGGCGAGAGGUAUUGA